Messenger RNA from Dujonia railenensis, 1497 nucleotides. The record is from the annotation of a GenBank genome assembly. Lineage: Eukaryota; Fungi; Ascomycota; Pichiomycetes; Serinales; Debaryomycetaceae.
AUGUUUGAUAAAUUCAAGCUCAAAUCAAAGGCAGGCAAUGUGCCAAAAGCGGAUCCUCCUUUUAGGAAGGGCCAAUCGCUUGAUAAGAAGCAAAUCUACAGAUCAAGGCAAAACUUUGGAGUAAACUUCGGUGGGUGUUUCGUAUUAGAGAAGUGGAUUUUCCAUGAUAUCUUUCCGGAGGGAACGGACUGUGAAUUGCAGGCCGUAAAGAAGUUGAUCAAAGAUAAGGGGGCAAAAGAAGCGCAGCAGAAGUUUGAAGAUCAUUGGAGCAACUUUAUCUCAGACAAUGAUUGGAAUUGGUUAAAAGAUCACAAAGUAACUAGCGUAAGAAUACCACUAGGGUAUUGGGAAGUAGAUGGAGGAAAGUAUACAAAAGGUACGAAAUUUGCUUCGUACGCUUCAGUCUAUAAAAAUGCUUGGAAUAUCUUGAAGAAGAAAUUUAUCGAACCAGCAGGACAAAGAAACAUUAGUGUACUCAUAGAUAUCCAUGGAUUACCAGGCGGAGCCAAUGGUGCAGAUCACAGCGGUGAGCAACCCGGAGGUGGUAAAGCUACAUUUUGGGACAACGAAGAGUAUCAACUUUUAAUGUGUGACUUAUUCGAAUUUGUAGCCAAGGACUUAUCAAACGUGGAGAAUAUUGCUGGAAUUCAAAUUGUCAAUGAAGCUGAAUUUGCUAACGAUCCAAAGAAACAAGCUAGAUACUACGGUGCUGUCAUUUCUCUGAUUCGUUCUCAUGACAAAGGCGUUCCAAUCAUAAUCUCCGAUGGUUGGUGGCCUGACCAAUGGGUCAAAUGGGUGCAAUCCACUCAAGGUAAUGGCACCAUAGGUGUGGUAGUUGAUGCACAUUGUUACAGAUGCUUUUCCGAUGACGAUAAAAAGAAAGCACCACCUCAAAUUAUUUCAGACUUAGAUAAGGAUUUAUUAACUAAUUUGACUCAGGAUGGUAAGGGCGUGGAUUUCAUGGUAGGUGAAUACUCCUGUGUCUUAGAUGGAGAUCUGUGGAAUAGAGAUGGUGCUAAUGAUAAAAGGGACGAUUUGGUUAUUCAGUACGGUAGAAAGGAGUUGGAUCUUUUCAACAAAAGAGCAAACUUUGGCUCCUAUUUUUGGACUUUCAAGUUCCAAUCAGGAAACGGUGGAGAAUGGGACUUCAAAACAAUGGUAGACAAGGGAGCCAUAAACCCUCCUAAGUCAUUGAGUGCAGGUGCUGGAAACCUCGAUGAGAAAUUGAAAGGUAAUUUAGAAGCUCAUUCAAAUUAUUGGAAUCAACAAAACUCCCAUGAAAAGUAUGAACAUUACCGUUAUGAAGAUGGUUUUAGAACGGCAUGGCAAGAUGCUUCGGAAUUUGCUAAGUUUGAUGGCUCGAAACUUGGAAGAAUAGAGGCUUGGAAAGCUGCAAGAGUUGCUGAACAUAUUCUGGCCAAGGGUGAUCUGAAACACAUCUGGGAGUGGUACCAGGGAUUUGAUAAAGGUUUGGAAGAAUUUAGCGCUGCAAGCUAG